ACCAGCAGGGGGCGCAGAGCAACCUGACAUGAACACCAGAGAAGAAGAGGCGGAACCACGAUGUAAACAAAGCUAAACAUCGCCAACUAUUAAACAUCUGUUCCUCUAUUUCCCGAUCAAUUUAAAACUCUUUACUUUAUUGUAUAUCUCAAUCUGACUCUCUUCAACCGGAGCUUAGCAUCCCGCGGCUAACCUGUGAGCUAACUGAAGCUAGCGGAGCGGAGAUGGAUGAAAACAAGAUGGUGACCGGUAAGGUGAAGAAACCGGGGAAACGCGGCCGUAAACCGGCGAAGAUCGACCUGAAGGCGAAGCUGGAGCGAAGCCGUCAGAGCGCCAGAGAGUGCCGCGCCAGGAAGAAGCUCCGGUACCAAUACCUGGAGGAGCUGGUGUCCAGCAAGGAGAGGGCCAUCUGCGCCCUGAGGGAGGAGCUGGAGAUGGUACCACCUUUAUAUACUUGA
Molecule: messenger RNA, 458 nt
Organism: Gymnodraco acuticeps
Lineage: Eukaryota; Metazoa; Chordata; Actinopteri; Perciformes; Bathydraconidae
Gene: crebl2
Product: cAMP responsive element binding protein-like 2
Biological process (GO): regulation of DNA-templated transcription
Cellular component (GO): nucleus
Molecular function (GO): DNA-binding transcription factor activity
Source: RefSeq, a predicted model, not a curated record